AUGGCCGCAACGCUCCUGGCCGAGAUUCAGGCGCUGGGCGCGCGCGACAAGGCGUUCUGCCGGCGAGGGGGCUAUCUUAGUGUGGAACAGCUCCUCUCUGAGCCGCCUCUCGAGCUCGCCAAGCGUCUCGGCGUGUCGGACGAGCAUGCGCGGCACAUACGAGGCACGGUACAGCGUGCCGCCGCGCCGGCGCCAGUGUGCGUGUACGACCUGGUCGAAGGAGGAAGCGGCGCACUGGUGCCUGGCACGCCCCGUGAGGACGAAAUUGAGGCGUUUGGAGAGGAGGAGGCUGCGCCGUACGUGUCGUUCCUGCCGUCUGGCAGCAGCGUCCUCGACGCGUGUCUCGGCGGGGGCUACGCGCGCGGCAUGAUCUCGGAACUGAUCGGCGAGAGCUCCUCUGGAAAGACGCAGCUGUUGCUGCACACGGCCGUGUACAACGCCCUGGCCCUCGGCACGCCAGCGUCGGUCGUCCGUGGGGGCGAAGGCGAAGGUGUCGCGCUGAUUAGCACGCAAGGCCGCAGCGCCGCGCGGCAUAUGGUGCACCGCAUGGUGCAGAUGGCGCAUGAAAUGCUGCACGAGGGAUACGUGCAGCUGGAUAUACCCCCUGAUACCCUCCCUGCGCUCGUCGAGCAAGGCGUGAGCAUUAUGCUCCGCAACGUCUCGAUUGCGUGUGCGUUUACGUUUGAGUCUGCGCAGCACGUCCUGUGCUAUACCCUCCCCGGCCUCGUGGCGCGCCGGCGCGCGCAAGGCGUCGCAUGCAUCCAGCUCGUGGUGGUCGACAGCAUCCCCCCCUUGCUGCAAGAAGACUCGCUCGAGGCUGACCCGAUGCCCGGCGGCUCGGCGGCGCAUUCCAUACGCGCUGCGCGCUUGCACGCGUUAUCGGAAUGGCUCAAGCGCCUUGCGGCUGCUCCUCGCGCGUGCGAGGCGAUCGCGGUGCUGGUCGCGAACCAUGUCAGCGACGCGUUUGACCACGACAAGGCCAUGGUCCGCCAUGCCUACGCGCAAGGCGAGCUGCCGCGCUGGAACGCGCCCUCCCGGCGCAUCGUCGACCCAGCACACCUGCUUCCCCUGCCGUACGCGGCACAGGCCGCGCACUUUUCCGGCCUCUUGGCCAGUGUCCCUCACGACGGCGCGCUCCCCCAAGACGCCGAUCUUAAGACUGCGCAGCUGGGCCUCGUAUGGGCGAACUGCGUCAAUGCACGCUACCUUGUGGCGCACGCGGCGGACGACGCGCGUCGUUUUGCCGUCGUCUUUUCGCCGACGGCCCCCUCCGGCGAGGUGCGCUUUACCAUCACCCCGCGCGGGCUCUAUACCUACGCGUCAUAG
This is a messenger RNA of Malassezia japonica, 1326 nucleotides long. It is a transcript of the gene rhp57, whose product is annotated as DNA repair protein rhp57. The record is from RefSeq and is a predicted model, not a curated record. The transcript is spliced from 2 exons. Bases 1 to 1326 code for a protein of 441 amino acids. Gene Ontology annotation, biological process: reciprocal meiotic recombination; mitotic recombination; DNA strand invasion. Gene Ontology annotation, cellular component: condensed nuclear chromosome. Gene Ontology annotation, molecular function: single-stranded DNA binding; double-stranded DNA binding; DNA strand exchange activity. NCBI's taxonomy places the organism in Eukaryota, Fungi, Basidiomycota, Malasseziomycetes, Malasseziales, Malasseziaceae.